AUGUACAAGGGCGACCCUGACGUCGACGACCCAUACGAAGAUACGGUGGAAAAGAAGUUUCUGGCAAUGGACUUCAUCUCGGACAGGGACUUGAUAUCGACAAAUGGCAGCAGAUACCCCGAAGGCUCCCAACCACAUCGUGUGCCAUUCCGUUUCAUAAUUCCAGACCACCAGAUUCCUCCUCACCGAGAACGUGAGAGUGCGAGCGCAGCUUUCCUCCAAUUACCUCCUUCCUUGCGAGGGGGCUCGGAGUUCGUGGAUAAUUCGAACAGCAAAGUAUACAUGCAGCCGCUUGUUCAAUACACGCUGCAUGCAAAUUUGAUAGCCCAUCGGUAUUCCUCGCACAGUGUACUACCGUUUAAGCUUGAUUCAACAGUCGAAAUACAAAUCUGUCCGCGGUCUGGCUGCCAGCCUCCGACUGCAGUCGACGAUUUUCCCGGGGAGUUCCAGUUAACUUCUGUGAGACGCAUCCGCCAACAUCCACUCUGGGGACGAACGCUGGGGGGAAUGACGAUAACGACGACAGAGCCUCCCCCGGUUGUGAUAGGCACGAGUAAUGCUACGGCUCAAGCAACCUCGCAAUGCAAAAUCACUCUGAUAUUCAAGCCGAGGAACCCCACAAAGGCAGCGAUCCCACCACUAGGUCUCCUGAGAGGCAUCAUCAGAGCCCAGCUCCAUAUUAAGACAUACUACUCUACCCAGACGUUUCAGCAGGUGCCGCAGAGGCCGCCGCUACGGACACAAACACGGACCCUUCCAUCGUCUGCCUUCCGGCUGCGAUCCGAGUUUCUUGAAUUGGGCACCUACCGUGUGCAGAUCACACAUUGGGAAUUCGCCAGCCCAUCCGCUGCUAGUAAUAGCACUAGCCCUGGGACUUCGUGCAAAUUCGGAGCAGAAUGGGCCUCGUCAAUUUGCCUGCCAAUUCACACGCCAGCUGGGAUUGUUCCAACCUUCGCCUCUAGCUUUGCCGUACGAUCAUACUGCCUAAGACUGAAUAUUGUGCUGAAUGGCUUGUCUCACAAGCCAUUUGAAUUGGAGUCUCCCCUGCAAAUAAUUUACGAAAAUCGAGAGGGGUGCAGUGCCGGCUUUUCUCUUCCAUAG
This is a messenger RNA of Aspergillus puulaauensis, 1101 nucleotides long. RefSeq lists its product as uncharacterized. The coding region runs from base 1 to 1101 and encodes 366 amino acids. The transcript is spliced from 2 exons. The record is from RefSeq and is a predicted model, not a curated record. NCBI's taxonomy places the organism in Eukaryota, Fungi, Ascomycota, Eurotiomycetes, Eurotiales, Aspergillaceae.